Messenger RNA from Cylicocyclus nassatus, 1857 nucleotides. The record is from the annotation of a GenBank genome assembly. NCBI's taxonomy places the organism in Eukaryota, Metazoa, Nematoda, Chromadorea, Rhabditida, Strongylidae.
AUGGGCAUGGGCAACGGCAUGCGUGGGUUCGGACUGGUGGGCCUGGCCCUGCUGGCAGGCUGUGGCCAGGCGCCACCGACUGCGCUGGGAACGCUGGAAUGGGACCGGGUCACCGUGCCGGCACCGGCGGCCGAAGUGAUUGCAGCGGUGGAGGUGCGCGAAGGCCAGCAGGUCAAGGCCGGCACCGUGCUGAUGCAGCUGGACCCGGCCCGCGGUGACGCCCAGUUCGCCGCCGCACAGGCCGACACCGCGCGCGCGCAGGCGCAGCUGGAAGAACUGAAGAUCGGCCCACGGCAGGAGCAGAUCGCGCAGGCCCAGGCACAGCUGGCCGCGCUACGCGCGGAGUCGGUGGAAGCCAGUGCCUACUACCGGCGCGUGCAGCCCCUGGCACGCCAGCGCCUGAUCGCCGCCGCCGAGCUGGACCGCGCACGGGCCGCCGCCGGCAACGCUGAAGCCAGCGUGCUUGCCGCCGAGCAGGCCUGGCUGGAGCUGGUGCACGGCAGCCGCGCGCAGGAUAUCGCGCAGGGCCAGGCGGCGGCGGACGCUGCGCAGGCGCAGCAGGUGGUGCAGGGCGUCAACCUGCAGAAGCUGCAGCUGCGCGCCCCCCGCGAUGGCGUGGUCGACGCCUUGCCCUAUCGGCAGGGCGACCAGGCGCCGAUCGGCGCACCACUGGCGGUGAUGCUGGUCGGCGAGGGCCCCUAUGCGCGCGUCUACCUGCCACAGCCACUACGGUUGCAGGUCAAGGUCGGGCAGGCCGCGCAGGUGCAUCUGGAAGGGCAAGCCGCUGCGUUGAAAGGGCAUGUGCGCUCGAUCCGCAGCGAGCCUUCAUUUACGCCGUACUACGCGUUGACCGGCGACGACGUGGCGCGGCUGAGCUACCUGGCCGAGAUCGAAGUGGACGAGGCGACCGACAUGCAGAAACUGCCGGCCGGGUUGCCGGUGCGGGGCCUGACCCGGCGCUUCGGCGAUCUGCUGGCCGUGGACAAUGUCGACCUGACCGUGCCUCGCGGCCAGGUCUACGGCUUCCUCGGCCCGAACGGCUCGGGCAAGUCGACCACGAUCCGCAUGCUGUGCGGCCUGCUGGAGCCGAGCGCGGGGCAGAUCGAGGUGCUGGGCCUGUCGGUGCCGGAACAGGCCGAGGCGCUGCGCCGCCGCAUCGGCUACAUGACCCAGCGCUUUUCGCUGUACGAAGACCUGUCGGUGCGCGAGAACCUGGAGUUCCUUGCCGCGAUCCAGGACCUGCCGCGCGCGCAGGCCCGGCAGCGCGUCGAUGCACUGUUGCAGCAGUAUCGGCUGCAGGACCGGCAGCCGCAGUUGGCCGGCACGCUCAGCGGCGGGCAGAAGCAGCGCCUGGCCCUGGCCGGUGCCGUGGUGCACGCGCCCGAACUGCUGUUCCUGGACGAGCCGACCAGCGCGGUCGACCCGGAAUCGCGCCGCGAUUUCUGGGAGGCCUUGUUCGAACUGGCCGACGCCGGUACCACCGUGCUGGUGUCGACCCACUACAUGGACGAGGCCGAGCGCUGCCACCGUCUGGCGAUCCUGGAUCGCGGCGCGCUGGUGGCUGAUGGCACGCCGGCCGAACUCUGUGCGCGGUUGCAAGGGCGCACGCUGCAGGUCACUUCCUCGCAGCCGCGCCAGGCCAGCCGCGCGCUGGCCGAACUGCCCGGCGUGCUGAGCGUGGCGCAGAUCGGCACGCAGCUGCGCGUGCUGUGCAGCGAAGACGCGGCCGACACGGCGGCACUGCAGCGCGCCUUGGCCGGUGCCGAUCCACAGGCGCAUAUCGAGGCGGUGGCGCCGAACCUGGAAGACGUGUUCGUCGCCGCUACCCGAGGUCGUGGCAGGGAGCCGGCGGCAUGA